Carcharodon carcharias (great white shark) is the source of this 3542-nucleotide messenger RNA. Its product is annotated as zinc finger protein 235-like. Lineage: Eukaryota; Metazoa; Chordata; Chondrichthyes; Lamniformes; Lamnidae. Bases 420 to 1178 code for a protein of 252 amino acids. Gene Ontology annotation, biological process: regulation of DNA-templated transcription. The transcript is spliced from 2 exons. Gene Ontology annotation, molecular function: DNA-binding transcription factor activity, RNA polymerase II-specific; RNA polymerase II cis-regulatory region sequence-specific DNA binding. The record is from RefSeq and is a predicted model, not a curated record.
GUCAGUCAUGGUGACAGGGUGAGGAGGAGCGGACGGUUCGGGAGGCGGGAGGAGAUUGUGAGCACAGGGGUAUCAGAAGGGGAGGAUUUGCAGAUGGAAAACUCAAACCAAACAUCACAUCAAGAUCUAACAGAGUCACCCGAUUCAUAAGGACCUGAAUAUCAUUGGUCUUUGAAUGUGGAAGGAGAAACAUUUCUCUGUUCUGUCUGAGAGAAAAUAUUUCAAACAUCUGUGUGACUGGAAAAUCACCGAGAGAGAGAGAGAGAGAUACGCCCAAGUGAGAGUGUUCUAGUGCACUGACUGCAGAACCCAACCUGAAAAAACAUCAACCAUUCACAGCGGGGAGAGACUGUGCAGGUAUUCUGUGUGUGGGUGAGGAUUCAACUGAUCUUCUGGAGAGACACAAGAACACCCACGCCAUGGAGAAACCGUGGAAAUGUAAGGACUGUGGGAAAGGAUUCAGUUAUCGAUCCCAACUGGAAAACCAUCGACGCAGUCACACUGGGGAAAGGCCGUUCAUCUGCUCCGUGUGUGGCAAGGGAUUUUCUCAGUCUUUCUGCCUCCAGUCACACCAGCGAGCUCACACUGAGGAGAGACCAUUCAGCUGCACUGACUGUGGGAAGAGGUUCAGGUGUUCAUCCAACCUCACUGCACAUCAGCGAAUCCACACUGGGGAGAGACCAUUCACCUGCUCCAUGUGUGGGAAGGGCUUCACUCAGUCAACUACUCUGCUGACACACCAGCGAGUUCACACCGGUGAGAGACCAUUCACCUGCUCUGUGUGUGAGAAGGGAUUCACUAAUUCAUCCCAGUUGCUGAAACACCAAAGAGUUCACACUGGGGAGAGGCCAUUCACCUGCUCUGAGUGUGGGAAGGCAUUCGCUCAGUUAAACAACAUGCUGAGACAUCAGCGAAGUCACACUGGGGUGAGGCCAUUCAUAUGCUCUGUAUGUGGGAAUGGGUUCACUCACUCAUGUAACCUGCUGACACACCAGCGUAUUCACAGCGGGGAGAGACCGUACACCUGCUCCAUGUGUGGGAAGGGAUUCACUCGGUCCUCUCACCUGCUCACACACCAGCGAGUUCACACUGGGGAGAGGCCGUUCACCUGCUCCGUGUGUGGGAAGGGAUUCACUCAAUCACAGCACCUGCUCACACACCAACGAGUUCAUAAGUGAUUACAGGGAUUGGAUUCUGCUGUUAUUGAUGCUGUUACUCACAUCCAGGACUGAUAGUCUGACAAUAUUUAGUUUGUUCCUUCUAAUGUUAACUGACUGGAGUUUAAUAUUUUGGAUCUGUCGCUGAUUUUCGGGGCUGCAGUGUCCCCUUUUAAAUGCACCAUCCGUGAUCUUUCCCCUUAAUUCAAGAACUCUUGACAGAAGUUAGUUUACAAUCGUUAGGGGAGAAUAUAGGGGUACAUUAAGAACUUAUUGAAAGGGAAAGGACUACUUAAAAUAUCCAAGCAGCCAGUGCCUGCAAGUACAGUUAAAGGCCAGGCUGGACAGAGAGGAAUCUGAGCCUUGCACACCCUCAGAGCCUGUGACCAUCAGCAAGGCCAGGCUGAACACAGAGGAAUGCAAAAAUGAUAGAUUGGGUGUCUUAGGACUCAGACCGGAGCCUUAGGUUGAAAAACAACAAAGAUUGGGUCUGUUUAUAGCAGAUAGGGAAAGAACAGAUGGUCCUAGUUGAGAUAGGAGGGAAGGUCUCUGCCGGGGGUGAAAGUAGGGACAGAUAAUGCCUGUACCUUGGUACCUUUGUUACUAGAGAGAUGUCUGUUUCAUGUAAACCUAUAUGUUGACGAGAUCAGAAUCUGGAAACUGUUCUUGUACCGUGAUCAAUAAUGUAUAAAUAUGGUGAACACUUGUAGUUUAGCAGAGUACUGUCUCAAGCUGUAUUGAGAGGGUGCUCUCCUUGCAAUUGCACAAAUAAACGAUAGUGACCUGUACCUGAGACUCCUGUGGUCCGUUUGCCAAAGUGACCACAACAGUUUGGCAUGGUCAGCAGGAUACUUGGAUCGUAUCCUCGGGACAGCUCUGCAAAGUGGGUGAGUAUAUUUCAUUUACCACCCAUAGUUAGUGCAGUAAGCCCACCCGAGAACAGUCCGGUCAACUAUCAUAGAAUCGGGAGGAGGACUCAGGACAGGAGAUAGGAGGCACCAGGAUAGGAGGCGGAGCUGUGCAGGCGGGCUCGCGGUGCCAAAGCUGCGCAGGAAGGCCAGACCGCUACCAAAAAGAGGAGGCAGAGCCGUGCUGGCGGGUUACGGUUUGAAAUAUAACCAUAACCGAAGCCGCGCAGGCAGGCCAGACCCCAGUGAAAUAAGUGAAACCGCGCAUACCACAAGAAACCAAGUUGUUAGGGCCACGCGCGAAUGUACUGCACAAAGAUAGAUGGGAAUAAGAACAGAAUACCAUCAGGGAAACAGAAUAGUGCUAUGGAACUCAACUGGGGAACCGCGGACUCCAUUACGAGGUCCAUAGCAGAGCAACGGUCAAAAUUAAUCAAGAAAAUGUGGAAGGAUGGGUGGGACCCUGAAGGUCCGCUAUUGAAUUUUCCGUAACUUAAAAAAAAAAUGAAUUGAUCUAAGUUACAAGAGCUGCUUGUGCUGAAGGGAGAGAGAAAAAAGCAAGGGGGUACCCCUCGGGGGGUUAAUAAGCACUGACAGGCAGUAGCAGGGAAAAUGUGAGCUUCCAUCAGUUUGAUGGUCCCUAUAGGUGGAGCCUUCAAGAUCCCUUUAUAUCCCCCACUGCUAUUUGAAGUUUUGUUUAGAAUAUGAGAAUUUUAAGUCGUUAAGGAUACGGGAAUAUAAAUACAUACCCCUAAAUAUAUAUUUGUUUGUGUGCAAGGAAGCCUUCGUAUGUGAGCUUUAAUGUGUUUUCUUCCGUAAAUUGACAUCUGUUUGUGUAGUUCAGCACUUAAGGGUUGAAAGCCCCAUGUUAGAUUAGAGGAAAAGUGUACUAAAACUUUCCAAAGUUUUGAGUAUAGGGUUUGAGUUGAGAUUUCUGGCAAAAAAAAUCACAAUUUGAAGGUAUCAUAAAGCUAAACAGAGUCAGAUGAACCAACCUUUGUACCACCCCCUUGCAGACUAGUAUCAGCAGCUUCCAAGCUGAUUGGGAUUGAUACAUACGAGUUGCAUUAACUCAUACGAGUUGGUAUUCUGAGGGGAAAAUUACCUGAGGUUCAAGGGAUUCUCAGAAAACCAAAAGACAUAAACACACGGGCUAAGUGGCUCCAAUGGAUAAAAAGGGGUUUCUUUUGAAGAGGUGAAUUAAAUAUGAAAGGAGGUCUGCAACCCAAGAGCACUGUUAUUUGAAGUUGGGACAAGGCUUGAGGUGUAAAGUGCAGUGUAGUUUAGAAGAUUACUUUUGAAUCGCUAGGAUGCUAUCUAAGAUAAAGAAUGUGUCGAUAAACAUACGGAAAUUAGAACUUGGAUACAAAUCAAUACACACAAGAAACAGGCAGUUUUAAUUUUGAUAUCAUAAAUUACAUUUCAUACAAAGGUUAAAAUUUGAGGUUUGGUUCCUGAUAAUUUCUCAAAAGGGAAU